Molecule: messenger RNA, 3784 nt
Organism: Molossus molossus (Pallas's mastiff bat)
Lineage: Eukaryota; Metazoa; Chordata; Mammalia; Chiroptera; Molossidae
Gene: NOD2
Product: nucleotide binding oligomerization domain containing 2
Exons: 15
Coding region: 299-3364 (1021 amino acids)
Biological process (GO): regulation of apoptotic process
Molecular function (GO): protein binding
Source: RefSeq, a predicted model, not a curated record
CUUGGCUUCGGAGCCCUCCUGGUCCCCGCUGAGCUUGGGAAGGGCUGCCUCAGUUUCCCCCGGGGGGUCCUGGGAUCUAAAUGGAAGAUGUAGGCUUGCUGGCCCCGUGUCACCCGGCCUUUCCCGCUCAGGGCCUGCCUGAGAGGGCGGCCACGUCUGCUCUCCAAGCCUGGUGAACUUUGAUAAGGGAGACGGUGGUCCAGGCUCCCCAGACGCCAAGGAGGGAGCAGCUGUCCAUCCUGGACCAGAGGCUGAGGGCGGAGCCCGGAGCAAGCCGUGGACAGGGCGACAGCAUGCGAUGUCUGGUGGUGACGGAGGUUGUGAGAUGUGUGCGCAGGACACCUUCCAGGCACAGCGGAGCCAGCUGGUGGGGCUGCUGGUCUCGGGAUCCCUGGAGGGCUUUGAGAGCGUCCUGGACUGGCUACUGUCCUGGGAAGUCCUGUCUUGGGAGGAAUACGAGGGCCUCAGCCUCCUGGGCCAGCCCCUCUCCCACUCGGCCAGGCGCCUCCUGGACACCGUGUGGAGUAAAGGUGCGUGGGGCUGCGAACAGCUCCUCGCGGCCGUGCAGGCGGUGCGGGCGGAGAGCCAGUCCCCUGCACCGGGCGGCCUCUGGGACCCCGACUCAGCCCAGCCGGCGCGGGACCUGCAGCGUCACCGGCCGGCCAUCGUCAGGAGACUCUACGGCCGCGUGGAGGGCGUGCUGGAUCUGGCGCAGGGGCAGGGUUUCAUCAGCCCCUACGAAUGUGACGAAAUCAGGCUGCCCGUCUUCACGUCAUCCCAGCGGGCGAGAAGGCUCCUCGAUCUGGCCAUGGUGAAGACCAACGGGCUGGCUGCCUUCCUUCUGCGGCACGCCCAGGACCUGCCCGUCCUGCCGGCCCCGUCCUUUGAAGACGCCGCGUGUAGGAAGUACAUGUCCAAGCUGAGGACCACGGUCUCUGCUCAGUCUCGCUUCCUGAGCACCUACGACGGGGCAGAGAAUCUUUGCCUGGAGGACGUGUACACGGAGAAUGUUCUGGAGAUCCGCACGGAGCUGGGCACGGCGGAGCCCUCGAAGCCAGGCCCUGCCACCCUGGGCCUGGAGGAGCUCUUCAGUGCCCGCGGCCACAACGAGGACGCGGACACCGUGCUGGUGGUGGGCGAGGCGGGCAGCGGCAAGAGCACGCUCCUGCAGCAGCUGCACCUGCUGUGGGCUGCGGGCCGGGGCUUCCAGGAGUUCCUCUUCGUCUUCCCGUUCAGCUGCCGGCAGCUGCAGUGCGUGGCCAGGCCCCUGUCCGUGCGGGCGCUGCUCUUUGAGCUCUGCUGCUGGCCUGACCGCGGCCGGCAGGAGGUCUUCCAGUUCCUCCUCGAGCACCCGGACCGCGUCCUCCUGACCUUCGACGGCUUCGACGAGUUCAGGUUCAGGUUCACGGAGCGCGAGCGGCACUGCUCUCCGACCGACCCCACGUCGCUCCAGAACCUGCUCUUCAACCUUCUGCAGGGCAACCUGCUCAAGAACGCCCGCAAGGUGCUGACCAGCCGCCCAGACGCGGUGUCGGCCUUGCUCCGGCGGUGCGUGCGCUCCGAGCUGCACCUCAGGGGCUUCUCGGAGGACGGCAUUGAGCGCUACCUGCGCAAGUGCCACCGGGAGCCGGGCGUGGCCGACCGCCUCGUCGGCCUGCUCAAGGCCACCUCGGCCCUGCACGGCCUGUGCCACCUCCCCGUCUUCGCGUGGAUGGUGUCCAAAUGCCACCAGGAGCUGUUGCUGCAGGGCGGGGGCCCCCCAAAGACCACCACAGACAUGUACCUGCUGAUCCUGCAGCACUUCCUGCUGCGUGCCUCCCGGCCAGACUCAGCCCCCCACGCCCCGGGACCCAGCCUGCUGGGAGGCAGGCUCCCCACCCUCCUGCACCUCGGCCACCUCGCUCUCUGGGGCCUGGGCACGAGCUGCUACGUGUUCUCCACCAAGCAGCUCCAGGCAGCCCACGUCGACGAGGAGGACAUUUCUCUAGGCUUCCUGGUGCGUGCCAAAAGGGCCGCGCCUGGGAGCACGCCCCCCCUGGAAUUCCUGCACAUCACUUUCCAGUGCUUUUUUGCUGCCUUAUACCUGGCACUCAGCGCCGAGGUGACAUCAUCCUCGCUCAGGCACCUCUUCAGUUGUCGGCGGACAGGGAGCUCGCCGCUGGCCAGGCUGCUGCCCACGCUGUGCGUGCCGGGCUUGCGGUGCCAGGAGGGCAGCCUGGAGGCGUUGCUGCAGGAGGCUGAGCCGCACAACCUGCAGAUCACGGCAGCCUUCCUGGCAGGGCUGCUGUCCCGGGAGCACCGGGGCCUGCUGCUCGAGUGCCAGGCGUCUGAGAAGGCCCUGCUGCGGCGCCAGGCCCGCGCCCGCUGCUGUCUGGCCCGCAGCCUCCAGAGGCAUUUCCACUCCAUCCCCCCAGCCCUGCCGGGUGAGGCCAAAAGCAUGCACGCCAUGCCGGGGUUCGUCUGGCUCAUCCGGAGCCUGCACGAGAUGCGGGAGGAGCGGCUGGCGCGGGAGGCCGUGCGCGGGCUCAAGGUCGGGCACCUCAAGCUGACCUUCUGCAGCGUGGGCCCUGCCGAGUGUGCCGCCCUGGCCUUCGUGCUUCGACAUCUCCGGCGGCCCGUGGCCUUGCAGCUGGACCACAACUCCGUGGGCGACAUCGGUGUGGAGCAGCUGCUGCCUUGCCUGCGUGUCUGCAAGGCUCUUUACCUGCGAGAUAAUAAUAUCUCCGACCGAGGCAUCUGCAAGCUGGUGGAACACGCCCUUCACUGUGAGGCGCUGCAGAAGCUGGCUUUAUUCAACAACAAGCUGACAGACGGCUGUGCACAGUCCAUGGCCAGGCUCCUGGAGUGCAGGCAGAACUUCCUGGCGUUGAGGCUGGGGAACAACCACAUCACCGCCGUGGGAGCCCAGGUGCUGGCCCAGGGUCUCAGGGCCAACACCUCCCUGCAGUUCCUGGGGUUCUGGGGCAACCAGGUGGGUGACAAGGGGGCCCAGGCCUUGGCGGAAGCCUUGGGGGAGCACCAGAGCUUGCGGUGGCUGAGCCUGGUGGGGAACAACAUCGGCCGUGUGGGCGCUCAGGCCUUAGCACUGAUGUUGGAAAAGAACAUGGCUCUGGAAGAACUCUGCCUGGAGGAGAACCAUCUCCAAGAUGAAGGUGUCUGUUCUCUCGCUGAAGGACUGAAGAGAAAUUCAGCUUUGAAAGUCCUCAAGCUGUCCAACAACUGCGUCACCUACGUGGGGGCAGAAGCCCUCCUGCAGGCCCUCGAAAGGAACGACACCAUCCUGGAAGUCUGGCUCCGAGGCAACGCUUUCUCUCCCGAGGAGACUGAGCAGCUCAGCCGCAGGGACGCCAGGCUCCUGCUGUGAUGUCACCGGGCCAGUGCUCAUCUCAGCGCGCGUGGAAGCCAGUUACUCUUCAGUGAACCCUUUGCAAUCAGCCCUUCCAAAUGCAACUUUGAAGAUCAGUCCGUGCCAGGAUUCAGAACGGCCCACCAGGUGUCCAGGUGAGGCCUGUGGGCUGAACUCUGACAACAGACUUCCAAAGUACGUUCCUCAGAGACGGUUCUGGCCGAUUGGGAUGGAAUGCUUCGAGAUUUAAAGUGGACCAGAAACUUCGAGAUUUAAAGUGGACCAGAAAUUUACAGGGGCGAAGUCAAAGGCCCCCCCUUACAGAGCAAACGCUUCUCAGAAUGAUGCCUUUGUGAAUGGUCAGGUGCUACGCAGGUGUUACUAUUUUUAACGUUAUUUGUGAAAACUGGCUACUAUUUAUAAAGCACUUUGUGUUAU